UCUGUGCUCAUCCAUUUCCAGUGUCCACCACACGUCUCCCUCCCUUCGCGCGUAGGCCUCCGGUUUCAUCUUCCUCGCUGCCCCUUUCCGAUUCAAAACUCCACCCCCUUCUCCCCUCUUCUCCUCUCCCCAACCCCCAAAACCCUACCAUGUCCUCCUCUACCGACGCCAUGGCGUCGCCUUGCUCCCAUGAUCAAUUCGACGAACCAGACCGUGAGAGGGUGCUGAACUACGUUUUCCAGGCGGCCUCCGACGACGAGCUCUCCAUCUUCAAGGAGCUGGUCAUGAUAAUACUGGACAAUGGCAGGGGCCGCCCCAAGGAAGCGAUUGAGGAAUUGAGGGUGGAAGAUGUCGGGCAGCUUGAAGGUUUCAGUGCGCUGCACAUUGCGGCCAGUAAAGGGAGUCUGGGGGUGUGCAGGUACCUCGUCGAGGAGCUGCUGGUAGAUGUGGAUCUGGUCGACAAGGAAGGUCCAUCUAUCUUCAGAACCCUAAUCUAUUGGUUUAGGACCCUGCGCACACAUUCAGUCUAGGUUUUGUCAAAUUGUAUGAAGUGCUAUUUUACAUGCUGGAAUUAUUGUUCACAAGGGUUGCUUGAUCUGUACUCCCUCCAUCCGCGAAUAAGUGAACAUCUACCUUUUGUUCUAGUCAAAGUUUUAAAAUUUUGACCAACUUUAUAGAAAAGAAUAGUAGCAUGUAUGACAUCUAAUUGAUAUAUUAUGGAAGUACAUUUCAAAACGAAUCUAGCGAUACUAAUUUAGUGCCAUAAAUGCUGCUACUUUUUUCUAUAAAGUUGGUCAAAGUUUUAAAACUUUGACUUAGGACAAAACCUAGAUGUACACUUAUUUGCGGACGGAGGGAGUAAGUCUCAUGAUAUCUGACUGUUUUUUGCUUUCUCUGGGUUUGGCAUAGAGGUGCAUUAUGAUAAUCCAGCUUUUUGAACCAGCUUUCGCCGCGGCUCCAAGCUCAGCACAACACAGUCCAGCAACCGUAAACAGAGCCUAAGAUUAUCUACGUCAGUAUGAACCAAUGUAUCAUAACCACCAAUAUUUAUCUCACAAAAUUAAAUUAUGAUUUAUCAUAUUCUGUUGUGCUAACUCAUGAUCAUGCAGCUUUAUAUGAAAUGAAUCUGUCUUUUUAAGGGAAGAAAUUAGUCGGGCUUAAUUAUGAUACUGAAUGUGAAUACCCUACAUAACACCCGCAAAAAAAAACCCUACAUAAGCAUCGCUGAUAUAAAUAAUUAAAUAGGCUACUCUUUGAGGGCAAAUUCUUUAUUUUAGGAUAGUUUGGUUGUUUAAUUAUUGCACAUAUGUAUGCACUCCAACUCUGAGGAUGCAUUUGAUUCUUCUAUUCGGGUAGCCUAAUAUCUAAUUUUCAUGUGUCAGUUCCAUUUAACCAAUACUCUCUCGAGCAUUAUGAAAAUCCUGCUUCAUAUUAUAUCUAAUUCGAUGGGUCUACUUUGUGUGUCUUGGGGAGCCAUAUCUAAAUUCCAUGCUCUCAGAGAAGACAGAGCAGUGUUAGGAAACUUCUGUGGUAGAACACCUCUCUUGUUUGCAACAUACCACAAUGGGGGUACUGCCGAAUAUCUUCUUGAUCAUGGCGCUAAUCAAGACAAAGCUGAUCACGAUGGGUCUUCCCUGUUACAUUAUGCCGCUGAAUUAGGCAAUUGUGAAAUGGUAGAGCUUUUGCUUGCAAAAGGAGCUUAUGUUGACCCGGUAUCUGCUUAUGGAACACCACUUCAUGUUGCUGCUGGUAAAGGGCAUUAUGGUGCUAUGAAGAUUUUACUGGACCACAAUGCAGAUUACAACAAGAUGGUAAAUGGCGUGACACCUCUUAUUGUUGCUACAGAUGCCAAGUCAAUGAAAUGUAUCAAGCUCCUAGUUAAGGCUGGUGCCAAUCUCAAGGAAGCUGCAGCAUAUACAACUCUCCACGCGGAAAAAGUGGUUUCAGAUUACUUUCUCAAUUGCAUAAUGGAGGACGUUGAUGCCAACCGUGAUGUUCCUUUUUAUCAGGGGCCUAUGCUUAAACGGGAAAUCGUGACAUCAGGGCUUAUAUCACGAGGGAGCAACUCUUUAAAGAACAAGGAUUAUGUUGUCGCAGCAAAAUUGUACAGUAAGGCAAUGGUGCUUGAUCCUGAUGAUGCAGUCUUGUUCUCAGACAGGAGCCUUUGUUGGCUUCAACUGGGUGAUGGAAAAAAGGCUUUGCUAGAUGCUAAUAGAUGCAGAAAAAUGCGGCCUCACUGGCCAAAAGCUUGUCACCGGCAGGGUGAAGCUCGGAUGCUACUGAAGGACUACGAGGGCGCAAGUGAACAGUUCUUGGAUGGACUCAAGCUGGACCCAGUGGACACUGAUAUCGAGGCUGCAUUACGGGAAGCUAUGAAGUCCCUGAAGACGUCUCGGAGCAUGAAAGCCAAUUGACUAUUUGGGUGUUGCAGGGAAGCAGUUGAAGGCUUGAAACGGGGCAGGAGUUUCUCCUUUUGCGCAAAGACUGUUUUCCUUUAGAAAGUAAAAAACGACAUGUCUGAUGGAGUAUUACCGUGGCAUGACUGUUGAUGCAUGCAGUAGCAAUACCCGGUGGAAACUCUCCAGUUGCCAUCUAUCGUGUAUUACAGGCCCUUGUCUCAGGUUUCUGGGCCUUCUACGAGGCUCACUCGUCUGCCUCUCUGGGUGCGGGGUCAACUGAAUGAUCGCAGCCUCCGCAUUCGUCU
Messenger RNA from Triticum aestivum (bread wheat), 2704 nucleotides. Its product is annotated as protein TANC1. The transcript is spliced from 11 exons. The coding region runs from base 1374 to 2414 and encodes 346 amino acids. The record is from RefSeq and is a predicted model, not a curated record. Lineage: Eukaryota; Viridiplantae; Streptophyta; Magnoliopsida; Poales; Poaceae. Gene Ontology annotation, molecular function: protein binding.